AUGAAGCAGUAUUACUCGAGAAUAUUGGCAUUCACUUGUAUCAUCAGUAUCUCACAUGAGUCGUUCAGAUAUGGAAUCUACCAGUCGGAACGGUAUGAAAGGCUAACCUCUCAAGUUCGUCACGCUAUCAUCAGUGGGUUAAUGCCCAACACUGAAUAUGAGAUUGCCGUCAAGUUGGUCAUGCCAAAUGGUGCUGAAUCAGCGUGGAGUAUACAUGAAGUUGUAAGAACGCUUAGUAAAGCACCUCUUUUGGUUUGGCCGGAAAAAUUCGACGAACGAUGUCAUUUUGAAGAAUCUUCAAUUUGCGGUUUCGUCUCAGAUGAAAACGCCCCAUUGCAGUGGACUCGAUCUCAGGCUGCUUCGAGUGCGCAGAUG
Messenger RNA from Anisakis simplex (herring worm), 375 nucleotides. NCBI's taxonomy places the organism in Eukaryota, Metazoa, Nematoda, Chromadorea, Rhabditida, Anisakidae. The record is from the annotation of a GenBank genome assembly.